UUCAGAUCGAGUAGUAACGCCAGUUUAGUCGUCUCCAUUUUUGCCCCUUCCUUGCGCAGCACCUUCUUCACACCGCGUUCUGGCGUCGCCAGGCGUCGUAGUUGAAGAAGUAUUCUCGCCUCACAAAGAAGAAGCAUUCAUGAGACAAGAUUAAGGGAAGGAAGAAGCAAUAACGACAAACGCUAUUACAUUACUAUUGUAUGGUGCAACGCGAAACGAGGUUCCUCCAUCGUCGAUCUCUCCAUCGCCGAUUCCAACCUUCAAGUAGUCAAGUUCGUAUUUAAGCAGGCGUUACCGACAAGUAAACAAAAAUGGAUCUCGGGGAAGCAAAAAUGUGCAGGCUCUGCGGCCAAUAUGAGAGAAUUUGCAUCGACGUGUUCGGCGCGGAGGGCCUCAAACGCUACCUGGGCCCUAAAAUUCGCAGGAGAAUCAACAUCCAGAUAGAUGAGACGGAUCCUCUGCCCAAGGCGAUCUGUGUUCAGUGUCUGGGCAAGCUCGAAUUCGUUUGCGACUUUCAAGAGGAGUGUCUGCGCACCCAACAGGUGUUACGCGAUCAGUACAAUCUACCGCCCUUAACAGAGCCUGCAGAGGUAAAGAACGAAGAAUCAACGUCGCCGGCGAGCACGUCGUCAUUGGAUAAUAACAACAGUAUAGAAAAAAACCUUAAUUGCACGAAAAGCAGGCAGGGCAAAGACAGCCUGGGCAGCAAGAACCUGACAGUGCAGAGAAAGAGAAGCGCGGCCUCAAAAACGCAGAGAACUCGCAACAACAAGCAGCAACAAUCUUCCAAGUGCAGCGAUGAAGUUAGUACAGAGAAAAAUAUAUCGGGCACCAAUCAAACUAUAGAAGCGUCGCCGACUCGCUGGCUGAGAAGCAGACAGAGCGCGGACUUGUCGUCCGACGAGAAGAUUUCGAUCGCGAACAGAUUAAGGAGUCACGGCGCAGCAGAAAAUAACGCGAGCGUUCGUUCUGUGGACAAUAACAGCAGCGGUGAGAACACAGACAAGGAGAAUUCGAAAGAGGAGCAGCAGCAGCAGCAGCAGCAGGAUUCCUUAUCAACGAUUCAGCUGCCGACCUUCGCAUUGAACAAAUUAUUGACGAUUGUCUCCGGCUCGCCCGACACCGAGGUCUCCGUGAAGGAGACGAAAACCCGAAGUAACGACGCGGAAGACAUCAGCUUCACUGUAGAACUGUCGAAAAAACAGAACGACGACGUGUCGGCAGUGCGAGCGCGAGUGUUUCCCGAUCAAGGCUACUCUCUGGUCGACAUGGCGAUCACGGAUCUGCUGCGGGAUGAGAACAACGUGGAGGUGAACGGUAUUAUCAACGACAUUCUCAGCAACGCGUCCACGAAGAACAACGGCGCGACGAUGGAGGACCUGGCGGAGCUGGAACAACGGUUGGAAGCCACGCAGAAUCCGGAGGAACUGUUCAAGAUCGACGGCGAGGAGAUCAAGGUGGACGACAACGUGGAGCACGUGGUGAAUGACUCGCAGAACGGUUACGCGUGCAAGCUCUGCCUCAAGUUCUACGAGCGCCGUGACAAGUGCACGGUGCACGUGAAGACGCACCUCGGCAUCAGGCAGUUCACGUGUGUCGUCUGCAACGCCAAGUUUGUCUGCAAGUCCGACGUGAUGAAGCACAUACGAUGCUCGCAUACCAAUCCCAGGCCUAUACAGUGUCCGAAGUGUCCGAAGCGAUUCAAAUCCAAGUUUUACCUGGCCGAGCACGACAACGUUCACAAAGGCGUGAGACCGUACAGUUGCACGGAUUGCAAACAGAGCUAUCAUCACAAAGUCUCGCUGCAGAUCCACAUGAAGUCGCACCUGCCGCCGCAGAAUCUCGCCUGCGAGUACUGCGGCAAAGUGUUCCCGUUUCGCACGCGACUACUCGGCCACAUCGCGAGCGUACACAUGAAGAAGCGACGGAAUUUCCGUUGCCGCUUCUGCUACAAUCUCUAUUCCAGUCUGUCGGUGUUGAACGAGCACAUCAAGACACGUCACGCGACCACAUAUACGUGCGAUGUGUGCGGCAAGACCUUUAAGGUCGCUUCCAAGCACAAGGCGCACGUGCUGCAGCAUUCCAAUCCCAAGCCGUUUGUAUGCGACGUCUGCAACAAUCGUUACGCGUCCAAGGCGUUUCUCAAUGAGCACCUGUUGAAGCACAAGGGUUUGCGCAAGCACGUCUGCCAGGAGUGCGGCGCGAGUUUCGCGCAAGCGAGCCACUUAGCCGCGCAUCGCCACGUGCACGGCGAGAAGGUGCACGCGUGUCCAGAAUGCGGGAAGAAAUUUAAUCGUCGCGACAACAUGAAGGUGCAUCAGAAGCGGCACGAGGAGAGAGGCACUGGCGUCAUCGGCAAGCAGAAGGCUACAACUAACGACUUAAACGACUCCGCUGCGUCCCCUAAUGAGAAAUAGUAACGACUGGCAGUGAUAAGAAAAUUAUCACUGAAGAAAUCAGAGAAGACAAUAAUCCAUAGGAUUUAUAAAUAAAUUGGACCAGAAGAUUGAAAAACGGAACUUCCGAGAAUAGAUAGCAAGAAUAUUAUAGAAGAUUGCUCAAGAUUAAUAACAUUUGUAUAGAGUGCAUGCACAGAGUUUUUCAGUAUUAUAGGUAAAACUGGCUAACAAAAGAAAAGGAGAAUUUUUAAAAUACUCUUACGUAUUUGGACCGAUUUCAUUAAUCAGUUACCAGUUUAACGAAGUAGUUAAGCUUUUACGUAUAAUUCUGAAACAUUUUGAAUAUUUGGUGCUUCGACGAAUUUCCGAGAUAUCGUUCCUUAUCGCUCUGACGCUUAGCAAUAAUAUUAGUAAAAUGUUUCUUCCUAUUUCCUUAAAUUUUAAUAUUUUAUAUUCCAUUGACUUUUUCAUUUUUUACUGAGAUUUGCAUUACAAUCUUUCCUCGCAGUUUCGCGACUUCUUUCUUUUUCUUUGAGUCAUUACGAUUGCAGGAAGUAUUAAAACGUCCUUCUCACGUCUUUCCGAUUUGAUGUUUAUAGUAAAUAUCAAUCUCCAUACCUAGAAAUGUGAUGUAUAGUUUAUAAAAGUGUCUUUUUUUUUUUAAACAUUUUUCUUCUGAAUAUAGAAUAUUCUCUGGAGAACUGUUUAUCAUAUCUUGUAAUAUAGACAAUACGGCCAAAAGUAUAAUUACUUGAAUAAUCAUGUAGUUUUGUUACAAAUUUUACGAGUCAAUGUGUGUGAGAGUGCGAUGUACGAAGGGCUUCCAAGAUCAAUAAUCUCACACAACAAAAUACAUGACGACAGAAAUAUUUUCUACACGUCUUUACAUGUGUUGUGUUCAUAGAGAGAGAGAGACACUGCGACGAUUCGUACGUAUCCGAUAUCUUUUGGAGUAUAUUUUAUAAUAAAAGUAAGAAUCUGCUAAAUAAUAAUAAUAAUGGGCAAAAUACACUUGUAAACUGUACAUACAUAUGUACUUUGCUCAACACUAAUUACCAUACUAUGCGACGAAAGUAUAGUUCAAGUGCCUUGAUACAAGUCUGCGAUGUAAUAAAUCGAUUUGUGAAGAAAAAACAGCUAUAAUUAAUAGAAAGUGCAUUUUAAACGAUAAUUGGUUUUAGAAUAAACGACAACAGCAAGAAUGCGUAUUUUAAGUUACAAAUUACGGAAUGGAAGGAAGCUGUUUACUAUGCGAUUAUCACAGAAAAGCGCUAUGUAAAAGAUAUUAUAAUUAGAUACUUAUUAUUAACUGUACUUUCUUUAGUUAAAACGAUAAGCAAUACGAGCUAUUUUGUACGUAUAUACAUACUUAGAAAUUAAUGUCACUUCUUUGACAAAGAUGUCCAUUAAUUACAUUUAACGGAUACAAGUGACGCAUAUAUACAUAUAUGUAGGAUUAAUUUCUAUAACAAGAAACUUGUUUAACAAUUCCACCGUUGCCUCAAUAAAUCUGAUAUUUUUGGGACGCCUU
Messenger RNA from Linepithema humile (Argentine ant), 3930 nucleotides. RefSeq lists its product as uncharacterized. Gene Ontology annotation, cellular component: nucleus. The record is from RefSeq and is a predicted model, not a curated record. NCBI's taxonomy places the organism in Eukaryota, Metazoa, Arthropoda, Insecta, Hymenoptera, Formicidae. Gene Ontology annotation, biological process: regulation of DNA-templated transcription. Gene Ontology annotation, molecular function: zinc ion binding; RNA polymerase II cis-regulatory region sequence-specific DNA binding; DNA-binding transcription factor activity, RNA polymerase II-specific.